ACGGGCGAGAGCGCGAGCGGGCGGGCGAACGGGCGAGAGCGAUCGGUGCCCCGGAUCGUGCCCUAGUCGGCCCAACGUCGAUCAUCGAGGCCAGCACGGGCGAAUUCGCAAAAACGCGCUGCACGAGACGCCCCGCGCGCACGACGGGCCGCGAGCGAGCAGCCAAAGUGCUUCGUGAGCUCUCUCUAGUCGAGAAACCGAUCUGCACGAGGCCGUUCGGGACGUAGAGAGAGAUAGAGAGAGAGAGAGAGAGAGAGAAAGAGAGCGCGAGCGGGCGAGUGAGCGAGUGAGCGAACGACCGUACGAGCGAGCGAGCGAACGGGCAGGCACCUCGUAGCGCUAGAUUCAGGGCACAUGGGAUCAUCCGGGCCCGUCUCGAGAUGAACGGUGAUUUCGGGUACGUUUACAUGAAUGGGGACAUCGGGAAGCUGCCACCAGGGGCGGUCUACCCAGCCACCCCUGAACCUCUGGGUCCACAGGUUGCGGGCGCAAUUGGUGGUGGUGUGCCUAAUAUAGACUACGGAGUCAUGAACGGUGCGCCGAGCGGCAGCGAGCUGAUUCUUGACGCUGGCGUCGGCAGUCUGGAGCCGUCGCCCCAACACGCUAUAAGCAUGCACGGAGGUGCCGUCGGAUACAGUCCAGUGGAUGUCGCCGCGUUGGGCGACGCCUCUGCCGCACCACCGUCUGUACCGAUGACGGAUCUAAAUGUCCUCGGCAUACCGCUGGAGCAGCUUAAACAAAUGCUCUCUUCGCAGCUGGAGUACUAUUUCUCCAGAGAGAAUUUAGCCAACGAUACCUAUUUGUUGUCGCAAAUGGAUAACGAUCAGUAUGUGCCGAUAUGGACAGUAGCGAAUUUUAACCAAGUGAAGAAACUGACGAAGGAUAUUAAACUCAUAACGGAGGUGCUGAGGGAGUCUCCCAAUGUUCAAGUCGACGAGGAGGGGCAGAAAGUGAGGCCCAAUCACAAACGAUGUAUCGUGAUACUUCGUGAGAUACCAGAUAACACUCCGCUGGAGGACGUCAAGAAUUUAUUUUCUGGAGAGGGAUGCCCGAGGUUUAUCUCGUGCGAGUUUGCUCACAAUAGCUCGUGGUACGUGACAUUCGAGUCCGACGAGGAUGCUCAAAAGGCCUACCGGUUUCUACGCGAAGAGGUUCGAGAAUUUCAGGGAAAGCCGAUAAUGGCGAGAAUCAAAGCUAAACCAAUGAACAGGCUACCAAUGCCAACGGUAGCCGGUGUAAGUGGUAUAAAAAACGGCUACAGAACUCCACCCCCUCCUCCUGUUUACGAUCCAAGCAGUUACACGGCCGGACAGCAACGCUUUUCUCUCUAUACCAAUGGCACGACCAUGCCUCAGACAACUAUUCCGGCGUAUGCGAAUCAGGUCGUUUAUCAACCGGCCUUUUAUCCGGCCGGUAUGAUGCCUUGGGGACCAACUAGUCCCGCUUACUUCGAGAUGUCCAACGUCUUUACGAUGAACGGAAUCACGCCGCACAACACGUUCACGCGUUCGAAUACGAGAUACAAUCCUCGGCAUAGAAAUAGACAGAGAAACGGCUCCGAUAGAAGCUGCUUAAUAGACCCGGCCAAUCCCAGCAACAAUAGUAACAACCAUCAUCACCAUCACCACCAUCACCACCACCACCACCAUCAGCCAUCGUCUAUGCCGCCGCUGAGUAAUCGUAGCUCACAUCCUCCUAUGACCGGCGGCGGUGGCGGCGGUGGCAACAGUAACGUGUCACUGGGCUCUUCUACGUCCACCUACCACGCUUCGAGUUUGCCUCCCUCGAAGCCGCCCGCCUCUUCGUCCUCUUCUUCCUACCAGUCCGGCACAAAGUUCCAUUCUUCGUCGUCCGCCGUAUCGUCUGUUGAGCACGUAAAGGGAGCUUCCUCCUCGUUGUCCUCCGCGCAGGACCAGGACACGACGACGGCGGUCGAGCCCUCCUCCACAUCCUCCUCCUCGGCUCCUUCGUUUGCCCGCCACCGUAUCCAUCGCAGGACCAAAGAUCAGGACACGAAGGUAGCGACCGGGAACAACCAUCCGCUGCCGGCGAUUAAAGAAUCCUUGCCGGCGAGCGGGGGCAGCGGCGGCAACAGCAACUGUGGCAGCAGCCGCAGUAGCGGUGUGCAGUUUGACCUUGAGGCAGCCGCUUUCCCACCCCUGCCCGGCCUCGACACCGACCACGGCAAAGCGUCGAGCGACGCGGGCAGCGGUGGCAGCGCCGGCGCUGUCGGCAUAGAGUCUUCAUCGCAGAAUCGAUUGUCCGAUGUCGUCAAGGGUACCGCCAAGCUCAAGGCCGUUGUCAAGGACAAGGAGAGUGGCAACCAGCCGCAACCUCCGUUGCAGCAACAAUCCGCAGCGACUGCGCCAGCGGCGGCCAGCGCCGCCAGUAGAUCUGCUAGUCCUGGAGCGAGUUCCGGAGCAGAGGCGCAGGGAAGCGCUGCCGCAUCGACGAACUCUGCGAACGCCACGCAUAUCCUUAAUCCGCCGACGGCCAACAACGAGAAUACGUCGUCGGCCGACGCUGCCGCGCUCAGCACCGUCGCGCUCACUCCCCCGUCAUCUCCUGAUAAAUCUAUAAAGACUGACGACUCGAACAUGGUGAACGGUGUGGACGACGCUGUAGUUGCGAACACGCACCUGCCGGCACUGGCCACGUCGACGGUGACGACGGCCACGACGACGACAACGGCAACGACGGCGACGUCGGCCGCAGCGACCACGGACGACGCUGAGACGAUGACCAGGUGUGACUGCAACAACGUCGUCGUCGUCGUCCCACCUCCUACUGCCUCUUCACAGAACUCCCAAUCGCAAACUGGAGUGGCCUCUGCCUUCCCUAUAGAUCUUACGAGGCCAAGCUAUGCCCAAGUAGCGCAACAUUGCCGCGAGCUACCUUGUACAAAACACAAAACAGAUGAGAGGGAUAGAAACGUCUAAGAGCUGCACGUGACGACGAUGAAGGAAGACACCUCGAGCGGCGGAAGCAGCUUAGAUAUAACGAAGCAAGAAGCCAAAAUCUACAGAUUACCACGCGUCAACGGGGUAAUUAAACGAUAAUUAGCUGUGCUAUAUGUGCUAUGACGUCAUCGCCAUCUUCUCGGGGUCGGAUCGGAUCGGAUCGAGAAUCAGGAUAUCGGAGCUCGCCGCUGCUUUCACCUACCUAUCUACCCCCUCUCCCCCCCGGUACUCCCUUCUCAGACCGACGCCGUCACGUGCUGCAGGCGUGAGGAAGAGAGAACUUUUUACAUUGUACAGUGACGUCUCGCCUACGAUCAACGAUCGGUCGAUCGACGAAUCGAUCAAGAGAGAGAGAAUGAAUGAGUGAGUGAUAGUGUGCGUGUGAAAAUGUGUAAGACUCGCCGCGCACUAUUAUAGCGGCGCAUUCGCAGGCGCUACUAUUAUACAGGGUGAUCGGAGAGUCCCGCGGGGCAAGUUUUGUCGCCGUGGUUUGAUGAUGUUGAUAGUUUCGCCGAUAUAUUUACCCAUGUAUAAUCGGCACAUUUGUUUUAUUCGCUUUAUUGCAAUUUGCGAAACGCAAUGAUUCGAUUGUAGUUUAUUCGUGAUUGGAGGAUGUUUGAAGGAUUUAAGGUCUUAAAAAAAAAUCUAAAAAUUUGUUAUAGGAUUUAAGAACCUAAUGAUCUAAAUGCACGCGUUAAGCGAACGGAAAGAACGGCCGGCUCGGCAGCGGAGGCCCGGAAACGCGAAGCUGACGGCGCUCGGUUACCGGCUCGCCAAUGAGAAUUAUUAUUAGGCUGGCAGAGAUCGACAAGAAGAGCGACUGGGUAUCAAAAAAUGUAAAGGAGGUGGAAAUCUGAGAUUUCACUCUUGUGUAAAUGUAAUAAAAAUCGAAACUUGCAUCGAAUGAAAUAAUUCGCUCGAUGGAAUUUUGAUUUCUCAAAUGUUAUACGCUCUCGAAAUUACAGAUUUCGUACUUUUUAGAGUUUUUUUCUGUUGCACGAGUCGCUCUUCGAGCUUUUAUUACCGGUCUUUACUCCUAUGAGUUUCAUUAUAGACGAUGUAACAGUUUUGAGUGUACCUAAUAAUGUUUGAUAAGCUUUAGUUUUAAGACUUCGUUAGUAAUUGGUAAGGAUUCUUAAUUAAUAACAAAUAUAUAAAUAUAUAUGUUUAUAUAUUUAUAUAUAUAUAUAUAGAUCUAAAGAAUUUACGAAUCUAAAAAUUACGAGUUACGAGAUAUAAAUGAUUGUCUAAAGUUGUGCUUCGAAUAAACGCGGAAGUGUGUUACGGACGGUAUUUUUUUCUGUUUUCUUUUUUAAGCGGUAUUUCUCGACAGCACCAAGCGUAUGGCUACGCGGCUUCCCGAUCACCCGGUACAUCGCGCAAGAGAAGAGUAUUGUUAUAUAUCGUUUUUUGGUUCUGUGAUUGAGGUACAUAUUUGUUAGCUUGUAAAAAAGAUCGCGUUAAAGAGGUAAGAUUAUAUUACUCUUUUAAAGGGAAAAAACCCCUUCCCCCGCCCCUCCUUCGCGCGUGCAGGGCCGUAAUAAUAUAAUCGGGAAAAAAAAACACGUGUACGUGCGUGUGUGUGUGUGCGUGUGUGUGCGCGAAAGUGUGUGUAUCUAUUAGAUAUAUAAUUAUAUAUAUAUUUGUGCCAAAAAAAGAACAUUGCUUGACGAAAUCUCCCGAAACGUGCAACGAAGUGGACGCCGAAAUCAACAGAGAUUCUCGCCAAGUGGAAAGCGGUGUGGAAUCUCCCCCCCCCCCCAAAAAAAAUUCCGCUCUCUUCCACGUUCCUCAUCUUUUACGCAAAAAAAAGUUGAAAAUAAUAAGAGGAGAACGAAGAGAUUGUAUUUUGUAAAAAGAGGAAGGUGAUGUGUACGAGAUUAUGCGUGAUUUAAGGGCGUUACUGAUGGCGAAUGAUGACGACAAUGAGGAGGAGGUGAGGGAGGAGGACGAUUGAGAAACGUAUGAAUUCGUAUUUUUAUGCGGUUGAAGCGUGCGAGAAGCUUUAUUGCGGAGAAAAUCGGCGGUGAUACCGGAUCUGUAAAGUUAACACAAGGACGAAGAGCUCACAAUUGAGGAAUAAUCGUGGAGGAUGUUGCUAGCGUGUGUCUCGUAACGAAUAGCUUGCGUUUUACAAUGUAAUUACGACACCUGAUACUUGAUUAGCAUCUUAAUUAGUGCUGGCAAUGGUGCGCAACACCGUGUUGCGUAUCGCGAUACGCCAAACGUAAGCGACAGAAAAAGAUCUAUUAAUUUCUCAGAGAAUGCGUAUUAUAAUGUGCUUGAGGGGGGGGUUUCUCUCGAGACACGUAACGAAGCGGGCAUGGAAUUUAGCGCACACGCGCUCCACCUUAACGGAACCGCAUCAGUUUGCGUCAGAUAUUUUUUUUAUGCACACGUAUGCGAAUUUCUCCCGCCUCGAUUGUUCCUCAAUUUGUUCAGAUCCAUUUUAAGCGCGGCGACGUUUAAAGUGGAUUUAAAUUCACUCCCGCUACUCGAAUCCCGCAUUUCAAGUCCUCUAACUCCAGGAUUUUUUGGAUCUCCCCGAGGAUCUGUCUCCGAAGCCUCGUCAUGGAUCCCGUCUCAAGUCCAUCCUUGUUCCAUCACUACCAUCAUCACCAUGGUUUUCGUCUCGCUUUUCUCGCCUAUUUCUGAAUAACGCGAAUCUCUGUAAAAACUUCCUCUGAAAAAUCCAUUUUCCUCAAAAGAUUUUUCGGACCCGCGUGUUGGUUCAAGACAGUGUUCCGUUCUCUUCUCUCAGUUUUACUUUUCACCCCCCCUUUCUCUCCCUCCCCUCUCCCUCUCUCUUUCUCUUGAUCACCGAAUCCGUGCCCAAUUUUCCACCCAUCUCGACGGAUCAAGCGCAAAUCUAAGGCUGUACCAUGGUUCACCGGCAGUUCCUUGGACCACUGCGUUGUUACGUGCGAUGGGUCGAUGUUCCAAUCCUCGCUCUCCGAGCCCUCGUCGCGACUCCACUCCUACAUUUUCUCUAGCUUUUCAAUCCCAUCGUCCAAUUGUGAUUCCGUUUACUCUUCCGUCUUGUUUGCCACAGUUGAUGCUCGCGAGCGAUGCACUGCGAGCGGGCAUCGUUCAUCACGGUGGUCAUCGUCGAUUUCAGGGAUUACCGGGAACGGCCACUUCCGAUUUGCGUGAAACUCGACUAACCGCCCAUUGUACUCUUUGCUGCUACGCGAUCAGAUUUGUUUUUCUUCUUCUGUUAGAGUAUUUCUUGUAUUAAACCCUCUGACCACGAGGUGCACCGAGACGUUUAGGAAUCUUAGAGUCACGUUUUUAUUCGGCCAAGAGAGAAAGGAAGGGAGAGACAGAGUGGGAGAGAAUGAAAAAUAUGCGCGCGAGAGAACAUGCUAAUUCGGAGUAGCUAGUGUUGCGAGAAUCGGGACGACUAAUUGAGCACGCAUUUAAGUGCCUCAAAGUAUGUUGUAUAUUAUUGAUUAUCUAUUACCACUAUUAAUAUUAAUUAGUACUAUUGAUUGCUCUAUUAUAUUAUUAUCAUCAUUAUUUUAUUAUUAUUAUAAGCAGGAGCUUUUGGCUUUAGGUGUUACGAUGAUGCAUAUGUACCUACACACAUAACACACACACACACA
This is a messenger RNA of Vollenhovia emeryi, 6565 nucleotides long. It is a transcript of the gene Larp4B, whose product is annotated as la-related protein CG11505. Lineage: Eukaryota; Metazoa; Arthropoda; Insecta; Hymenoptera; Formicidae. Gene Ontology annotation, biological process: positive regulation of translation. The transcript has 10 exons. The record is from RefSeq and is a predicted model, not a curated record. Bases 381 to 2939 code for a protein of 852 amino acids. Gene Ontology annotation, cellular component: cytosol; cytoplasmic stress granule. Gene Ontology annotation, molecular function: mRNA 3'-UTR binding.